UUUAGAAAAUGUAUAAAUAUGCGGCAAUAAGGCUGUUUCACCAUCAGUUCACUGUUUGCUUUCGCGCAGUUAACAAUUUAGUACCAUAUCAAAAUGACUGGCCGAGGAAAGGGAGGAAAAGGUCUAGGAAAAGGAGGAGCCAAGCGUCAUCGUAAAGUAUUACGUGACAACAUCCAGGGUAUUACGAAACCUGCCAUCCGUCGUCUUGCUCGUCGUGGUGGUGUCAAACGUAUUUCUGGUUUGAUCUACGAAGAAACUCGUGGUGUUCUCAAGGUCUUCCUUGAAAAUGUAAUCCGUGAUGCUGUGACCUACACCGAACACGCCAAGAGGAAGACUGUUACUGCCAUGGAUGUAGUGUACGCUUUGAAACGUCAAGGCCGUACUCUAUACGGUUUUGGCGGUUAAAUUAUUUGCCAUCCUCUUUAAUUUUUUAAUUCAAUCGGCCCUUUUCAGGGCCACCAUAUUUUCAAACGUAAAACAUGCUUCCGUUUUGGAUGACUAGAAAUAAAAAAAUUUAGUAGUACUAGAUAUUUAUUUUUUCAUAACUGUUAUCCGAAUUCAAUAUUUACCUUUGUCUACAAUUAUAAUUUGAAAAGUUCCGAACUUCGUAAC
Molecule: messenger RNA, 612 nt
Organism: Phymastichus coffea
Lineage: Eukaryota; Metazoa; Arthropoda; Insecta; Hymenoptera; Eulophidae
Product: histone H4
Exons: 1
Coding region: 94-405 (103 amino acids)
Biological process (GO): nucleosome assembly
Cellular component (GO): nucleosome
Molecular function (GO): protein heterodimerization activity; structural constituent of chromatin; DNA binding
Source: RefSeq, a predicted model, not a curated record